Entamoeba nuttalli P19 is the source of this 1752-nucleotide messenger RNA. RefSeq lists its product as hypothetical. The transcript is spliced from 2 exons. The coding region runs from base 1 to 1752 and encodes 583 amino acids. NCBI's taxonomy places the organism in Eukaryota, Evosea, Mastigamoebida, Endamoebidae. The record is from RefSeq and is a predicted model, not a curated record.
AUGAAGAAACAAAGCAUUAAGGUUAGCAAAGAAACUUCAAGAAUAUUAUUACAAAAUCAGCCAAUUCUCUCUAACAUUGAAAAGGCACUUCAACUAGAACCUCAGAGUUUAAAGUUCGUUCAAAAACAAUUUAUAUGUUAUGAACCUGAUCCAAAGAAACUAAAAGAUGUAAUUCCUUUACUAAAAAUUGAAUUAAAUAAAUAUAUUGGAUUUACUGCUAAGUUUCAAUUAGAAGGAGAAACUACAGUACAGUCGCUGCUCAGCCAUUUACUAAGCCUUAGAUUUCGUUUCCCUUCUACAUCUGAUUUACGUUUUGUUCUUUUAUCAGAGAAUAAACGUCAAUGUGAAUUUUAUAUUUACGGCACAAAACCAAAUUCUAUAGAAAAAAUUAAACAUAUGAUUGGAAAAGAAUCACCAAUCAUUUUCGAGGAAUACCAACGGUUUCAUCUCAUUCCUUCUUUAGUUCAUAAAAAUUAUUAUCAAUUAUUCAAUCUUGUGGACCAAUUAAAUUUAACAACAAUUCCUCAAGACUUUGAAGAAGGAGUUGUUCCAACUGUAUAUGGAACUAGAGGUUAUAUGAAAGAAUUUAAAAAACAAGUAGAUAAAAUAGAAGUUGCAAUGGUAGAAGUCAUUAAAAUAAAAACAAAAACAACAAUAGGAAUGAUAGAAAAGAAUUAUUUUGAUGAUAAAUUUGAUGAGAUGGUAUCUAAAACAAUGAAAACACCACCAGGGUAUUGGUGUAUUUUCACUCAAAGUGGAAAAACAAUGCAUUGUGAAUUGCAUGUAGAAAAACAAUUUGCUCAACACAUUUUUAUUAGUCUUACUGGAUUUUUUGAUGGAAUAAAAAAAUUAAAAGUUAAAUCAAAUCUUAAUGGAGAUGAUGUAUUAAUUUAUAACAAAUAUUUUACUACUUUCCCAGCUCCUAUGAACUGUUAUUUUGAAAAAGUAAAGACCCCUAAAACUAACAGUUAUGAUAUUUUCGCUAUAAUCACAAUUAACAAAGACAUUAAUCCAACUGUAACAGAUGAUUGGGAAAAAAAAAUUACUGAAUACGUAGAACACAUCAAGUUUAAAACUGAUGAUGAACAACCUCCAAAACCUCUUAACUCUGAAAAAAGCAAAGUACGAAAAAGUUUUAUUUUAGUUCAACCACCCGUUUUACAAGACAAAGCCCCAAUAAAAACGACUGGUUUAAAAGAAGAAAGUCAAGUAGUCACUGAACAAAAGUCCUAUGACAAACAACCAUUAACCCAAUCUCAACCUUCAGUUAUACAACCAACUACUACACCAAAACCAAAAGAAGAAACCCAACAAGACAAGAAAGAAGAACACUUUGAAAUAUCUACAAUGGAAACUCCAAAAGUUAAUUCUGAUUCAAAAAUCUUAGCUACGUUAUGUGAACAAGGAAAUACAAACCAAUUUAUUCCUAGAAGACCAGCAAUGGCGAACUCAAAUAGAAAACCCCCAUCAAGAAAUUUACUUGAAAAACAUAAGAAAAUGAGAAUUGAAACUAAUGCUAAAGAUGAAAAAUCAUCUACUUCCAAUAAACUUAGUAGUAAUGAAAAAAAAGAAACAAAAACAGUACCUAAAAUGCCUGUUGGAGGAGGGGCUGUUCCUGUCGUUAGCUUAGCUGAUUUACAAAAGAAGACAUUAAAAACAAAUAAAGGAGGAGUCUCACCAAAAAGUAAAGUAAAUUCAUCAAAACAAGAAACUGAACUUGAAAAAGUAUUAAAGGCACAUCAACACAAAUAA